Messenger RNA from Erythranthe guttata (spotted monkey flower), 397 nucleotides. RefSeq names its product flowering-promoting factor 1. Lineage: Eukaryota; Viridiplantae; Streptophyta; Magnoliopsida; Lamiales; Phrymaceae. The record is from RefSeq and is a predicted model, not a curated record. Gene Ontology annotation, biological process: regulation of flower development.
AUGUCUGGAGUUUGGGUAUUCAAUAAAAACGGAGUGAUGCAGUUGGUCAAAAACCCGUCCGAUUUUCACUGCGAUAACGGAAGGCGCUCCGCCGCCAGCUGUAAAAAGAAGGCGUUGGUGUACUUGCCAAAUGGGCAGGUGGUGUCUUCGUACACUUGCCUCGAGCAAAUACUGAGAGGUUUGGGUUGGGAGAGGUAUUAUGGCGGUGACAAUGAUCUCUUCCAAUUCCACAAACACUCUUCAAUUGACCUAAUUUCUCUGCCCAAAGACUAUGCCAAAUUCAACUCCGUUUACAUGUACGACAUCGUUGUCAAGAACCCAAACGUCUUCCAUGUCCGCUCCAUAUGAAAUAUCAGUUGUCGUCUGAAGUCUUUGCUUCAUUUCCGUUUCGCUUUUG